AUCCGGAAGGCACUUCCUUUAAAUAUCAAGCAGCUGUCAACCCUUGUUCUUCCCUUUGAAGCUUCUCUUCUCCUCUGUCUCCUUCUCUGCGCGAAAAUUGCACGCUAGGAAGGGCGAAGAAGAAGACAAGAGGACAAGUAGAGGAGAGCUUUAUAACUUAUCAGAUCAAGAUGCAGCAAACCAACGGUUCUGAUCUGAAAUCAGCACACCCGCCGCCGCCACCGCAGCAGCAACAGCAGCAACAGCCACAUCAGAAUCAGCGGCAGCAGCAGCAGCAAUGGGUCCCACAUAUGCCGCCGCAUCCUCAGCAGCAGUGGAUGGCGGCUAUGCAGUAUCCGGCGGCUGCUAUGGUGAUGAUGCAGCAGCAGAUGAUGAUGUAUCCACAACAGCAUCACCAUUACAUGGCUUACUACCAACAACAGCAGCAGCAGUACCAAAAGCAGCAACAGCAGUAUCAAAAGCAUUAUAAAUCACAGCCACAGGGAGCUUCCGAGGAGGUCAAGACUAUAUGGGUUGGUGACUUGCUUCAUUGGAUGGAUGAAACCUAUCUACAUAAUUGCUUCUCUCAUACAGGCGAGGUUUCCUCUGUUAAAGUAAUACGCAAUAAGCAGACUGGUCAGCCAGAAGGUUAUGGAUUUGUUGAGUUCUACUCACAUUCAACAGCUGAGAAAGUUUUGCAGAACUAUAAUAACUCUGUGAUGCCAAACACAGAUCAGCCCUUCCGCCUUAACUGGGCAAGUUUUGCAGGUGACAGGCGAUUGGAAGCUGGUUCUGACCUAUCUAUAUUUGUUGGCGAUUUGGCUGCAGAUGUGACUGAUGCUAUGUUGCAGGAAACCUUUGUCAGUAAAUAUCCAUCUGUCAAGGGAGCAAAAGUUGUAACUGAUCCAAACACUGGCUGUUCAAAAGGUUAUGGUUUUGUUAGGUUUGCUGAUGAAAAUGAGAGGUCAAGAGCAAUGGUGGAGAUGAAUGGUAUUUAUUGCUCAAGUAGGCCCAUGCGCAUAGGUGUUGCAACUCCCAAAAAGUCAUCUUCAUAUCAACAGUAUUCUUCACAAGCUUUGGUGUUGGCUGGUGGACAUGCUCCAAAUGGUGCUGUUGCCCAAGGAGCCCAAUCUGAUGGAGAUUCUAAUAAUACAACUAUAUUUGUGGGAGGAAUUGACUCUGACAUCAGUGAUGAGGAUCUCAGGCAGCCUUUUUCCCAGUUCGGUGAAGUUGUGUCUGUGAAAAUACCAGUUGGGAAAGGAUGUGGUUUUGUGCAAUUUGCUAACAGAAAGAGUGCUGAGGAUGCGCUGCAGAGUUUGAAUGGCACAACAAUUGGAAAGCAAAAUGUUCGCCUCUCUUGGGGACGCAGUCCAGCAAACAAGCAGUGGAGAGGGGAUCAUAAAUAUAAUCAAUGGAAUGGUGCUUAUUUUGGAGAGCAAGGGCAUGGCGGAUACGGAUAUGCGAUGGCACCUAAUCAGGAUCAGAACAUGUAUGUUGCAGCUGCGGCUUCAGGCGCAUCAUAACUGCUGCAGAAUAAUUACCAAAAGCAGCUUGUGUAACAACAGGCCUUCAUAUGUUGCCAUUAAAACUGUGAUUAGAAGUAGCAUUGCUCUAGUUGCUGUUGCUUUGGCUAUCUGUACUCUGGGGGAUUUUGUAGCUCUGACUGAAUUUUUAUGUCGUCGACUUGUGUUAAAGCUGUAUCAAUAUUUACUGGAUUCUUUGGGUUUGCUUGGGGAUUCUGUCGUAUUGACGGAAGCGAGUCUUGUUGGUUUGCUGGUGUUGAACUCCAAACAACAAGAAAUGUUGAGAAGUUUUUGUCUGA
Molecule: messenger RNA, 1801 nt
Organism: Manihot esculenta (cassava)
Lineage: Eukaryota; Viridiplantae; Streptophyta; Magnoliopsida; Malpighiales; Euphorbiaceae
Product: polyadenylate-binding protein RBP47
Exons: 6
Coding region: 171-1502 (443 amino acids)
Cellular component (GO): cytosol
Molecular function (GO): mRNA binding
Source: RefSeq, a predicted model, not a curated record